CAGAACCACAGAGAGGGUUUGUUUUCCUAUUCUGUCCCCAUCGCUUAACUGAUGGCAGAUGUCCUCAUUAAGGGCUAUUACACUUCUGAAUAUGUUUGCUGAGCCCAGAAAAGGGCCCAUCCCUUUCGGACAUUGAUGAAAAUGCACGGCUAGCAAACCCUGACGAGUGGCAGGGGUGAGAAGCCCGGGAGGGCCCAGGAUCGCCUUCAAACUGUACAUCUGCCGGGAACUCCUUUUCAGCAUGAGUUUGUUUCAAUCAAGGAAUUCUGAAAGACAGCAGCAUGGCCAGCGUGCUGUCCCGGCGCCUUGGCAAGAGGUCCCUCCUGGGAGCCCGGGUGUUGGGGCCGCCCGGGGCUGCCCCUCCCACAGAGCCUCAGGCGGAGCUGCCGGUGGCUCUCCAGCCCUUCCCUGCCUCUAAGGACACUUCCUGCCACGAGCAGCCCAAGGAAAUCCUCAAGGCUCCCAGCACCACAGGCCUCCAGCAGGUGGCCUUUCAGCCCAGGCAGAGGGUUCAUGUGUGGUACGGGGGACAAGAGUGCACAGGACUGGUGGAGCAGCAUAGCUGGGUAGAGGAUAAGGUGACUGUCUGGCUGUUGGACCAGAAGUUACAAAUCUGCUGCAAAGUGGAGGAGGUCUGGCUGGCGGAGCCGCAGGGCCCUAUUCCCCAGGUGCCACCUCCGGAGCCCAGAGCCCAGGCACCGGCCUUCAGGCCCGUCUCCAGGAACAUUGACGUCCCAAAGAGGAAGUCGGAUGCAGUAGAAAUGGAUGAGAUGAUGGCGGCCAUGGUCCUGACGUCGCUGUCCUGCAGCCCAGUGGUGCAGAGUCCUCCCGGGGCCGACGCCACCUUCUCUGCUUCCCGCGCGGCCUGUGACCCCUGGAAGGAGGGCGGCGACGUGUCCGACAGCGGGAGCAGUACCAGCAGUGGCCACUGGAGCGCGAGCAGCGGCCUGUCCACCCCGUCGCCUCCCCGCCCCCAGGCCAGCCCCAGGUAUCUGGGGGACGCCUUUGGGUCGCCCCACACUGAUAAUGGAUUUGACACCGAUCCAGACGCUUUCCUGCUGGAUGAACCAGCUCCACGCAAAAGAAAGAACUCCGUGAAGGUGAUGUACACGUGCCUGUGGCCAAACUGUGGCAAAGUCCUGCGCUCCAUCGUGGGCAUCAAGCGACACAUCAAAGCCCUCCACCUGGGGGACACUGUGGACUCGGAUCAGUUCAGGCGGGAGGAGGAUUUCUACUACACAGAGAUGCAGGUGAAGGAGGGUGCUGCUGCGGUCCCCCCGGCUGACCCAGCUCCCACCCCUGGUGUGGCCAGCCCGCCCCUCGCCACUCUUCCAUCGCUGCCUCCCAAAGCCCAGCCAUCAGGCCCGGAACACCCGGGCCUGGAGUCUUACCUGCGCCCUGGUGCUCUCAGCAAGUCAGCUCCUGGCUCCUUCUGGCACAUCCAGGCGGACCACGCGUACCAGGCCCUGCCAUCCUUUCAGAUCCCCGUCUCACCACACAUCUACACCAGUAUUAGCUGGGCAGCUGCGCCCUCCACGGCCUCCUCCCUGUCGCCGGUCCGGAGCCGGUCGCUAAGCUUCAGCGAGCCCCAGCAGCCAGCACCUGCAGUGAAGUCACACCUGGUUGUCACUUCUCCACCCCGGGCCCAGAGCAGCACCAGGAAGGCCCGCGGGGAGGCCAAGAAGUGCCGCAAGGUGUAUGGCAUCGAGCACCGGGACCAGUGGUGCACUGCCUGCCGCUGGAAGAAAGCCUGCCAGCGCUUCCUGGACUGAACCUGCUCGGCUGGCUUGUCCCCUAUGCUCCCGGCCCGGUGUGGCCGGUGACACGAGGCAGACGUGUCACAGGCCCUCAGCAGAAACCCGAAGGAGAAAAAGAGUGGACAUUGGGAGUUUGGGCUCUGUUGGCCACGGUGUAAUACUCAAAACCUUUCCCCCCCCUUGUGGGAACAUUUUAUUUUUUAAAAAAAAAACAGCAAAAAUAUUUUUUCCCUCUAAAAUAGGAGAGAGCCAAAACUGACCAGGGGUAUUCCGCAACGAACCAGAGACCAAAGCAUUAACCUCCCUCGCUUUCCCACACCCUGUCUCUCUGGGGGAUUAAUGUGUACAUCAAAAGAAGGAACAGCGCAUUCUGUUUCCUGCUGAGUUGGUGAAUUCUUUGUUUUCUCAACUCUUCCAGAAGGGACUGUGAGCAGGAUGAAUUAAGUUUUCUUAAAAAAAAAACCCCAACAACAAAAAACACCAGCUUCUGGUGAUUACUUAGAGGGCAGGACCUGCUGUGGAUGGGGUGGGAAGGGGCCUGGGGCCGGGGGAGGGGGGAUCCUGUGUCCUUUUUAAGGUGCAGCCAGCCACCCCUCCUCCUCCUGAACCCAGGAGGAGGGAGGGCUUGUCCUCGCCAAGCAGCUUUCGGGGAGGUAAGAGGAGACCCCUUUCUCGGUGACAACUAUUUGAAUCUGGGUUCCCUCAGACACUGGGUUGCAUCCCAAUAAAUAUUGUAUGGCUCCUUCUCAAAACUCAGACUAAUAGUUUUUAAGACUGUCCCCAAAUAGCUGAGCCAAAAGGCUAAUACAAAUUUGCUUCUUGAAAUGUGGCAGUUAAACACUACCUUGAUCAUUCUUUCCUCCUACUUGAGGAAGAACCAGAGGGUUGCAGUCUUUGUGGAAGCGUCUGCUGUCACCCAAGUGAAUGAACUCCCUCCUGACAUGGCCUCCCUCCAGUCAAGGACAUGACACGUCUCCAACACUUUCUUCUUUUGUGGUGUAGUCAGCAGCCUUUUUCUGAGUAAAGUUCCCUGUUACUUGGGUGAGAACCCCGCCCCACAGUAGGUUCCUCUUUGUCUCUGGUUCCCCGGGAUUUUCCCAUUUCCCUCCUCAGGCUGCAGGGAGGCUGGCCUGGGGCAGGCAGGCGGAGGCCAGCCGGAGCAGGAAGUGGCAGCUUGCCCCUGUGGUGGGGAGGAGGGCGCCAGGUUCCCGAUUGUUCCAGGGGCUCACCUACCCCUUUGGAGACCCUGUGACCUUCAUCCUAAGGUAGCAAGUAGGACAGGACUCCAGUUGGGGCAGGAGGCGUUUUACCAGCAUGAGUCCAGCCCGAGUGAUGUGGAGGGUCAGCGCCACCUCCUUGGGUGUCUGCUGAGCACCGCACCUUGCUGAUGGUGGGAUGGGAAAGGCUAGAGUCUGAGGCAGUCGUGUGGGGAGGCCUGGCUGGGAUGAGGACCUCCUGGUGCUUCAGCCCUUGGUGUCUCUGGAGACCUCAGGAAUGGAGGGGAACCUGGUCUUCAUUGCUUGGGAGGAAAAUAAAGCAAAACUGUCUUGUUGAGAAGGGGCGGGAAUUGAGUUCAGUGCCAUGCUAACCGAUGAUUAAUGCCAACCAGUGAGCUGAGCCCCGAAGGAGGGCAUGUGUCUGUUUUGGAGCCCUACCUUUCUUCUAAGUGUGACUCUUCUGGGGAUUUGCUUGAGCGUGACCACCUGGUGCCCGGCUCUCUUGGGUUCCAGUCCUUGACCUGGGUCCCCAGGGGCAGGGUCUCAGGGACUCCCACCACGCCACCUCUCCUGGGCUGGGCAGCAGCGGCCCACCUUGGCCCUAAUGCAGGCCGCCCCCGUGGCCUGGGGUGGAAACACCUGGCCACCGAGCGCCUCUGGCUGCUUUGUGUGGGAAAUGUGCAGAGGUUUUCCAUCCAAGACAUGUUGAGUGUUAGAAAACCUGCCAGCCUAAGAAUGGGCCGAGGUCAUGAAGGCUGGUGGUGGCAGGGGGAGAGGUCUUCAGUGGGGAUGAGGAAUAUUUUUUUAACUUAGUAAAAAAUGUAUGUGGGAUCUGUGCCCUGGUAAAGCCCCAACCCAGGCCUGCAAGUGGUGGCCCAGGGUCCUUCUGUCCCUUCCAGCUCCCUGAGAAUUAAAAGCUGACAGCUGGCUGCUGCUUAUCCAGACUUCUCACUUGCCAUGUUGCCCUUAUGCAGGCCCAUGGGGGAGGGAGGGAGCCCCGAGGUACGGGCUGUGCCCCGCAGGUUUCUCCCCUGCCCUUCUUAACCAGAGUGCGCAGGCUGAGUCCCCUCUUUAGAAAAGCUGUGUGAAUACCCGCCUCAGCUUGGACUGUGUAGAUAAUAACUGGAGAUGAAGAGUUUCUCUGAGUGAGAAAGGCUUCUCAUCACUGCUGCAUGAGGCAGACCAGGGAGAGAGAAGGAAGAAAUUGGUGAACCAGUUUCACAACCGAGGGGGUUUUAUUUUAUGUUUGUAGUUUAGCUUGGGCGCAGGCUUCCCCUGUCUGCAUUUGCUCCCCGCCCCUUCUGGUGGCAGGGGCCUCCUCGUCCUGCCCAUCUUGUGGCUGUCGCGUUGGUUCUUGGUGUGUGGUGUUCCUUGGGGUUGCGAAGUUCAUUUCUUCUCGGAGGGUGGGGGUGGUUUGUGAACCGAUCCAGCGAUCACGCCUUUUUUCUUCGUCUCCGUGUCUUUCCCCGCUUCCCAGCCCCCUGACCCCAGGCAGCAGAAUCUGGCAGCAGGUAAGAUGCCACAGGUAUGCUUUUGAAACUAACAGGACUGAUUUUCAAGAGCAGUUAUGUUGGGGAGUUUUUAUUCUGGUGACGUCGCCCUUAUUCAAAAUACUUCUUGGAAUUUAGCUUUGGGGUCUGUGGUGCCUGCUUUGAACAGCCUUAAUGAUACUACAGUACCCGGUCCUGUCGCUGAUUCCUGUGGUUAAGUGAGGUCACAGGGGCAAAGCAUGGGGCUGGCCUGCAAAUAAAAUAGCUUGGAUUGAAUUAAUGUGACUUUUCACCAGCUGUGAAAGCAAUUUUGUAAGAGAACAUUUGGAGUAACGUCCACAUUGUGAUAGUAAGCCUACAGCUUGACUCCAUGGAAGACAUUAUUAAUUUGGAUGUGAAACUGAUUUGUUUGAAAGAAAUCUGUCCUGUUACUUUCUGGUCCUCCCAGGUUCUGACUUUACCAGGAGCAAAAAUAAAUAAAUAAAUAAAUUGGGGGGAGAUAAAUCCCAUCUGUGAAUUUGUCUCACUGGCACCUUUUCCCCCAGCUGUCUUCCAAGUAUUAUUUUUACUGUUGAAAGAAUUUUUUUUAAAUGUGAAAUGUAAUGUUUUUACAACAACAAUAUGAAAUAUAUUUUAUAAGGAAUAAAAUGGUACAUUGUCUGA
This is a messenger RNA of Manis pentadactyla (Chinese pangolin), 5127 nucleotides long. It is a transcript of the gene ZNF395, whose product is annotated as zinc finger protein 395. Gene Ontology annotation, biological process: regulation of transcription by RNA polymerase II. Gene Ontology annotation, molecular function: DNA-binding transcription factor activity; RNA polymerase II cis-regulatory region sequence-specific DNA binding. The coding region runs from base 282 to 1772 and encodes 496 amino acids. Gene Ontology annotation, cellular component: nucleus. NCBI's taxonomy places the organism in Eukaryota, Metazoa, Chordata, Mammalia, Pholidota, Manidae. The transcript has 10 exons. The record is from RefSeq and is a predicted model, not a curated record.